AAAUACACAAAAAUCUCCUGAGGAAUUUUAUAGAACGCAAAACAAAUGAUAAGGAUCCGGAGGAAGAUGGGUCCUCAUCAGCCGCUGACGUCUAAUAACAACAAGGAAUGGAUAUGUUGUUUCAAUCUCCAUGUCCUAACUGCAACCAUAAUGAUUGGACUCUGGCAUUUGUUCUUAAAUAUCCUCGCUCUAAGCCUAUUGGCGGUUAUUAUGCGUAAUCCUCACAUGAUGGAAGAACUGGAAAACAGUUACGAUUACAAUGUCGACAUGAAUGCCCCAGCUUUACCUACCCCCCUAAGUAAAGUGGAUCCACCAUUUGCCUAUCGUGAUCACUCGCUUAUUUACCGGAAACAAUAUCAGAGCUAUGACAUGGGCGGUUUAGUAUGUACCUGUAUGAUUGCCAUUACUAUGAUGAUGAUCUAUGGUGCUAUUAAGGGCAAACCGUCUCAUCUACUGCCCUUCUUCUGUCUUCAGUUAUUCGAUUUUGCCAUAACCACCCUGACCGCUGCCGGAUAUUUGUGUUAUCUUCAAGCUAUUCACCGUCUUAUAGAGGAAUCCCAUCGUUUGCCAUGGCGCGAGAAGCUAUUGGAAUUGUCACCAGAGGAACUUGUCAUUGUGGUCCUUAUAGUUUUUGUGUGCAUUGUUUUCCUGAAAGCGUAUGCCAUCGGCAUCGUCUGGCGUUGUUACAAAUACUUGACCUUGAGACAGCAAAGUAUGCGUACAUUGCUGCCAUUGGGCAUCUCUGACAUAACUGGUAACAAUUGUGGAUCCGAGGAACGCGCCUAUUCUACUCUAUUGCCCAAUUACGAUGAGGCUGUAGCAGCAUAUAUGAAGCAAGCUCCACCCCCAUCUUAUCAAGUUGCCAUGUCGAACUUGCCGAGGGAGGAACCGAUUGACAUCCCCGAAAUAAAUGCAGUUGCUGGAACCGAAGAAGACAACAACAAUGACACGUCAAACAACAACAACACGGUGCACAUCAAUAACAAUACCCCAACCAUGAGACGUAACGAAAUCGUUUCCGGCGAGACUAUGGGCGCUGUCGGUGGAGACCCAAAUAAUGAGUUGACUCCACCACCUUCGUAUAAUGAAGUUAUUAUUGAACCAGAAUCACACCCACAAAGUGACCCAGCAACCGGGGGUAAUGUCCAAAUUUCAAAUCCCUCCAACAACGCUCAAUCUAAUAUCAAUGAAAGCCACGCAUAA
Musca vetustissima is the source of this 1203-nucleotide messenger RNA. Its product is annotated as lysosomal-associated transmembrane protein 4A. The transcript is spliced from 4 exons. Bases 46 to 1203 code for a protein of 385 amino acids. NCBI's taxonomy places the organism in Eukaryota, Metazoa, Arthropoda, Insecta, Diptera, Muscidae. The record is from RefSeq and is a predicted model, not a curated record. Gene Ontology annotation, cellular component: lysosomal membrane.